Messenger RNA from Salvelinus sp. IW2-2015, 1812 nucleotides. RefSeq names its product tubulin alpha chain. Gene Ontology annotation, molecular function: GTP binding; structural constituent of cytoskeleton. The record is from RefSeq and is a predicted model, not a curated record. Gene Ontology annotation, cellular component: cytoplasm; microtubule. NCBI's taxonomy places the organism in Eukaryota, Metazoa, Chordata, Actinopteri, Salmoniformes, Salmonidae. Gene Ontology annotation, biological process: mitotic cell cycle; microtubule cytoskeleton organization.
GUCGCAUAAAGUAACUUCUCUCUCAUCCAAAGAUAAAAUUGUAGAAACUUUCUUUUUACAUAUUCCUCUAAAAUUCCUCUCCGUCAGUAAAAUGCGUGAGUGUAUCUCCAUCCAUGUGGGCCAGGCUGGUGUCCAGAUUGGCAAUGCCUGCUGGGAGCUCUAUUGUCUGGAGCAUGGGAUCCAGCCAGAUGGUCAGAUGCCCAGUGACAAGACCAUCGGAGGAGGAGACGACUCCUUCAACACCUUCUUCAGUGAGACUGGAGCUGGCAAGCACGUCCCCAGGGCUGUGUUUGUGGAUCUGGAGCCCACUGUCAUUGAUGAGGUGCGAACUGGAACUUACCGCCAGCUCUUCCAUCCUGAGCAGCUGAUCACUGGGAAGGAGGAUGCAGCCAACAACUACGCCCGUGGGCAUUACACCAUCGGCAAAGAGAUCAUAGACUUGGUUUUGGACAGGACUCGCAAACUGGCUGACCAGUGCACUGGCCUCCAGGGCUUCCUGGUCUUCCACAGCUUUGGAGGUGGCACCGGUUCUGGUUUCACCUCCCUGUUGAUGGAACGCCUGUCUGUUGACUAUGGCAAGAAGUCCAAGCUUGAGUUCUCCAUCUACCCAGCUCCCCAGGUGUCCACAGCUGUUGUUGAGCCCUACAACGCCAUCCUGACCACCCACACCACCCUGGAGCAUUCAGACUGUGCUUUCAUGGUAGACAAUGAGGCUAUCUAUGACAUCUGCCGUAGGAACCUCGAUAUCGAGCGUCCCACCUACACUAAUCUUAACAGGUUGAUCAGCCAGAUUGUGUCCUCCAUCACUGCUUCCCUCCGAUUCGAUGGUGCCCUCAAUGUUGAUCUGACAGAGUUCCAGACCAACUUGGUGCCCUAUCCCCGUAUCCACUUCCCCCUGGCCACCUAUGCCCCAGUGAUCUCAGCAGAGAGGGCUUACCAUGAGCAGCUCUCUGUGUCUGAGAUCACCAACGCUUGCUUUGAGCCAUGUAAUCAGAUGGUGAAAUGUGACCCACGUCACGGCAAGUACAUGGCCUGCUGUCUGCUGUACCGUGGUGACGUUGUGCCCAAAGAUGUUAACGCUGCCAUUGCCACCAUCAAAACAAAACGCUCCAUCCAGUUUGUAGACUGGUGCCCAACUGGUUUCAAGGUUGGUAUCAAYUACCAGCCCCCAACUGUGGUACCUGGUGGAGAUCUGGCCAAGGUCCAGAGGGCAGUGUGCAUGCUUAGCAACACCACUGCAGUGGCUGAGGCUUGGGCCCGCCUUGACCACAAGUUUGACCUGAUGUAUGCCAAGCGUGCUUUCGUGCACUGGUACGUAGGUGAGGGUAUGGAGGAGGGAGAGUUCUCUGAGGCCAGGGAAGACAUGGCUGCCCUGGAGAAAGAUUAUGAGGAGGUGGGUGUCGACUCCAUUGAGGGAGAGGGAGAGGAGGAGGGAGAGGAGUAUUAAAUACCCUGCCAAAUUCACACAUUCCUAUGUGACCCAGAGCUGAGAAUGACUGAAUUGUUUCCACUACACUCUUAGAAAAAGGGUUCACCUUAGUCAUAUCACUAGUAUGCUUAUCACUGGUCAGAAGUUUACAUGGCUCAGCUUUCCUUAUUAGCGUUGGAAAUGGCUAGCAAACACUGUCACACAUCAUAGAUAUUCAUGCAUUCCAUUGGCACCGAAAGUUGUUAAUGAAAUUUGCUGUGGUUGUGUUCAGGGAAUGUCAUUGUGUUGCAAUGGUUUUACUUUUUACGGUUUUAUGUUAUUUUACACUGCAGCGGUCUGUCCUCUUUUGUCUGUUAUAUGCAAUAAAUUACUGGAGGAGUUUU